Capsicum annuum is the source of this 639-nucleotide messenger RNA. RefSeq lists its product as uncharacterized. The record is from RefSeq and is a predicted model, not a curated record. The transcript is spliced from 4 exons. Lineage: Eukaryota; Viridiplantae; Streptophyta; Magnoliopsida; Solanales; Solanaceae. The coding region runs from base 1 to 639 and encodes 212 amino acids.
AUGGCCUCAGCUGUUGCAGAGCUCACUUGGCUAGAAGGGUUGUUUGCGGAGCUGAAUGUACCUAUGUCUAAGCCUAUCACCUUGUUUAGUGAUAGCAAGUCAGCUAUACAACUGGCAGCUGAUCCCAUUUUUCAUGAGAGAACAAAGCAUAUAGAGAUUGAUUGCCACUUUUUCAGGGAUAAAAUCAAGAGUGGUUUAGUACACACCCGGUAUAUUCCUACACAUCUACAGAAAACUAUAGUUGAUUUUGGAAAUGCUUCCAAAACGGAGCUCGACAUUCCUACAAAAUUUGACUACUUGCUUAUACUGAUAAGGUGUCUUUCAUUUUCCGACUUGUUUGUGGAUGAGAAUGUUUCUCUCAAAAUUCAUUUUCCAAUUCUUGCCUUUUCUUAUUCUGGAACAACUUGCAGGCAUCCCUCGCAGUGUCUAAGCAGUACAACUAUAAACCUUUUCUCUCUUGCUAAAGAUAGGUAUGUAGUUAUAAAACUUACGGACUCUUACAAGUUACAAGUCCUAAUGUCGUUUGUGUUGGGCGAUACAAUAAAUACAGGGUUAAAGAAUAAACGAAUCGACUGCAACAAAAGGGACUCAUCUUUGCUUGGUUUCCAGGAUGAGUCAAGAGCUCGAGGAAGGCAAUGA